GUUCAGAUGAUUUGAUGAAUUAAUACAUAUUAUAGGAGGUCAUCAAAAGCCCCGGCACAAGGUUGAGCGCACACGAUGAGUCUAAGUGUUCGAACGCUGGGUAUGGCCGGUCGAAUGAGUCGCAUUGACGAGUCCACGAAGACAAUAUCUAGAUUAGAUCAAGCAAUUCCACUAUGAUAUGGAAGCAAGUGAAAGCUUGAGUCGCCAGUACAGCCACCAGUUGUAGCGGAGUCGGGAGUUAGAGUUUCGAGAGUCGAGUCGUGGACGGAUUAUACGGUUUUUGUGUGUGUGUGACGGACUACGGCGUACUGCAACAAGCAUGAGCGACUAUCACACUAUACACUGCUGGGUGUGGAAUGCGCUGUCUAACUAUGACUGAGUCGGUACGAUGUUUGAAUGGAGCUAUGCUGUUUGGACUUUUUCAGCUUUUCCUUUUGUUACCACAUACAGGUGGAGAUCGCUUUGAUGCCAAAGGUCACCGGCUGAUUGAAUUGUUGAAUGUUCCUAACAACAUCACAGUAAGAGAGGGCGACUUGGCCAUUUUACCGUGUGCAGUUUUACACCUUGGAACCAAGCAGGUUGUCUGGCGUCGCAUGGACAAAGACCACAUCACGGCUAUAGGCACGAUGACAUGGGUAAAAGAUCCCAAUGUGUCGGUGGAGCACCGGGAUCUGUCCCCGGAACUGUCGCACUGGAACCUCAUGAUAAAGAUGGCCAAACCGCGACACAGUGGUCUGUACGAGUGUCGCGUCACCACCACCAAAGUCCUCAGUCGAACUGUGCAGCUCAAUGUUGUAGGACCACCUUUAACAAAACCAGAGAUUGCCAUGAAAGGAAAAGAGUUUGUCGAGAUGGGUGAACAGAUUCGACUUUCGUGCAAGGCGUCGGGCGGCCCGCAGAUCCCCGAAGAAAUGGACUGGUUCAAGGACGGUGAUAAGAUAGACAUGAAAAAGUAUAAAAACGUUUUAAUAACGAAGUACCGGUCACUCGCGGAGCGGGCUCUGGUCAGCGAGUUACUCAUUGACCGGAGUCGGAUUCAUGACAGCGGGACGUACAUCUGUAGAAGUUCUUCCGACGAGAUUGACAGCAUUAAAGUGACCGUCUUAGUUGCUGAUUCAUCAAAUGUUAAAAGAGGAACGGUGACCUCUAUGCCAGGAAGGGCAUCCAGUUGUGUUCCAGCAAGAUGGCUGCUACAAAUAUUGACAGUUCUGACUUUUGUGAAACUCUAUUUUACUGUGGGAUUCAUUUCAUGAACUUAAAAAAAUUUCUCACAUGAUCAUUUCUCAGCAUGUGCAAUAUUUUAGAAAAAUUCAUGAAAACAUCUAUAUACUGUGAAUCAUAGUCAUUGUUGGAGGAGCAUGGAGUUGGAAAUAUCCAAUACAAACUGAGUCUCACUGCUUGGGAUUGGAACUGUUUAAUAAAGCCUGAGUCUUGCAUGAAAUUGGAAAAUAUCCUGUACAGACUGAUUCUGAUUAUAUGGAGCUGGAAAAAUUAAAUACAAACUGAAUCUUACUUCGUUAAACUGGAAAUAUCCACAACAAACUGAGUCUCACUGCUGGAAAAAUCCAAUUCAGACUGAGUCUCAGUGAAUAGCAUUGGAAAAAUCCAAUACAAACUGAGUCUUAUUCUAUAAGCCGUGCCUUGCAACACUGAUAAAUUGUGCCUUUAUCAAGAAAAAAGAAUAAGAUGGGAUAUGAGCUGUGUGGUGAAAGCAAUAAUAUAUCUACAAUAUGAGGAUGUGUAAGGUUAUAUGCAACACCAGAUUCAUGAUGUGGAAAAAACCCAACAAGGAAUGCCUCAGUCUGGUGGGGAAAUUAAAUCCUGUGAUUUUAAUUUGGACCUCACAAGUUGCAUUGUUUGAAGCUGCCUGUAGACUAAAGAUUGCAUUUGUUGGUACACAUUAUUUUAAUUAUAAGGAAGUUGAAGAAAUGAAAGAAGAAUUAAACUGUGAAUACCAUCUUAAGAAUUAUGAUACGUGUCAUUUUUUACAGAAAGUGAAACACUUAGCCAUUAUCUUGAGAUAGGUGGAUAUUGACCUUAAUAAUUGAAUUUCUACUAUAGGAUACAGAGGAUACAGAGUUGUGGAUAAUAAAAUUGUAGUUGUUGACCGUGGGAUAUUUUCUGUCGUUGACCUUGAAACACCUGGAUGAUGACCUUGAGAUAUAUGGUCACUGACCUGUUGAAAAAGAAAACAUGUUGCUACUGACCUCAGAUCCAUAUUAUUAGUGGUUGCAUAUUUGUUUAUUUGUGUAUAUGUGUAUUUAAUUUCACCCAAAGAUGAAACCUGAAUUGUUAUUGGCUGAGCCAAGACUUCAUCAUAAUGAACCUGGUUAAAAAGGUGCAUUGUGGUAGAUGCAUCUGUUCUGCGUGCAAUUCAGUGGGAGCUGCAAUAUUUGAUUGACUUAAUACUCAUCAUGGUUUGAAAUUAAGAGAUUUUAAUAUUUCUGUAAGUCUGUGUGAAUCUAACAAUUCAGAACUGUAGCAGAAGACACCAGUGGUUAGUUCAGCCAGCCGUUUGUCAUUAACAUUUGCCAGACCACCGACAUAGCCAGAAGGGAGACAUAGGGCAAUGCCCCCCCCCCCCACCCACCCCAUGACACAUCUUUUUUCCAUACCAUGUUAUAUAUUUUCCUAUCACCCCAUAACAUAAAACUCAUAGACAAUGUUCUUCCUGUUCCGGAGUUGGCCACUGGUGAUGUCAGAGGUUAAAUCAGGGGUGGGACGGGAGUGCCUGAACCUUUCAGUGGAAAUGGGCAUGUUAAAAGAGUUCCUAUUCAUGCAUAGACAAUGUUGGUGCCCCCCCCCCCACCACUCAUCCACCCCCCUCCACCCCCCAAUAUAAAAUCCUUGCUAUGCCAGUGUACCAAGACUAGGGUUAUAAAUAUUAAGCUGAAUGGCCAUUUCAAGAACCAGUCAAAAUACUUUGCAAAUGUUUAGUAAAAAAUGGCUGGCUGACCAUAGACAACAAGAGCAACUUGGUAAUCUUCAGACAUCAUUUAUUAACAAAGCAAAAUUCAUGUUGUUAUGUAUAUGUUUAUGAUAUUGCAAAAAAAAACCCCCACCAAACAACCGGUAACAUAAAAUAAAGAAGAAAUGUUGCUGUGUUCAGUUUAAUAAGACAAUAGUCUGUAUUAAUUUUACCCCUUAACCCCCAUGCCUACACACCAGCAGCCUUUAAAGUCAAACCCCAAGGGUUUACCCACAAUCAGGGUUUGAAAUUUAUCUUGUGAAGUGAGAAGAUAUCUUCACUUCUCAAAAUUUAAUUAGAAAUAAAAAAUUAGAAAUAGAGAAGCAGUUUUAUGGAGGAGCCUAAUUGACAAAAUUCUCUUAAGCUCUCUAAAACUGUCUUACUCUUUUCGUAGCAUGACAGUGUGCAGCACACCACCAAAUAAAUUUACGUUUAGGACAUGAUGGCGUGAUAUUAUUAGUUUGACGUCACAAAAAUUAUCAGUCUGUAACGUCAUUUCAACACAGACACGAAAAGGUUAAGCUACAUCACAGCAUUCUUGCAAUCUUUUUAUUUGGCAUGAUUGCUAAAAUUGAGAGAGUUUUGUGAAUUAUACUCGUGAACCCCAUUCCAUGAAGCGAUCUUAGUGCAAAGAUCAUUUUAACUACAUAUACGUUAUGCACUUAAGGCAAUCUUAGUGCUACAAUCAUUACUAUAUAUACAUUAUGCACUUAAGGCAAUCUUAGUGCUAAGAUCAUUACUACAUAUACAUUAUGCACUUAAGGCAAUCUUAGUGCUAAGAUCAUUACUACAUAUACAUUAUGCACUUAAGGCAAUCUUAGUGCUAAGAUCAUUACUACAUAUACAUUAUGCACUUAAGGCAAUCUUAGUGCUACAAUCAUUACUACAUAUACAUUAUGCACUUAAGGCAAUCUUAGUGCUAAGAUAAUUUUAACUACAUAUACAUUAUGCACUUAAGGCAAUCUUAGUGCUAAGAUCAUUACUACAUAUACAUUAUGCACUUAAGGCA
Messenger RNA from Gigantopelta aegis, 3977 nucleotides. RefSeq names its product zwei Ig domain protein zig-8-like. The transcript has 7 exons. NCBI's taxonomy places the organism in Eukaryota, Metazoa, Mollusca, Gastropoda, Neomphalida, Peltospiridae. Gene Ontology annotation, cellular component: neuron projection membrane. The coding region runs from base 357 to 1253 and encodes 298 amino acids. The record is from RefSeq and is a predicted model, not a curated record. Gene Ontology annotation, biological process: synapse organization.